Molecule: messenger RNA, 462 nt
Organism: Thlaspi arvense
Lineage: Eukaryota; Viridiplantae; Streptophyta; Magnoliopsida; Brassicales; Brassicaceae
Source: the annotation of a GenBank genome assembly
AUGGAAUCGUCGUCGUCGGGAACAACUUCAUCAACGAUUCAAACGUCGUCGGGAUCGGAGGAGAAUCUCAUGGAACAGAGGAAAAGGAAGAGGAUGCUCUCAAACCGUGAAUCAGCGAGGAGAUCGAGGAUGAAGAAACAGAAGCUCCUCGACGAUCUAACGGCUCAGGUUAAUCACCUUAAAAAGGAGAACAGCGAGAUCGUGACAAGUGUCAGCAUCACGACGCAGCACUACCUCACCGUCGAAGCAGAGAACUCUGUUCUCAGAGCUCAGCUCGACGAACUCAGCCACAGGCUCGAAUCGCUCAACGACAUCAUCGGUUUCCUCGACAAUACCAACGGGAUCUGUUCGAACCCUCUGUCUGGUCCCGAGCCUGAUGAUUUCCUCGUGAAUCAGAUGAAUAUGAACAUGUUUUAUAUGAACCAGCCUCUCAUGGCGUCUUCUGAUGCGUUACUGUAUUAG